AUGGCUGCUUCUCCAGGAGCGGAAAGUUUUUCAUCUUACGUAUGUUUGUCAAAUAAACCAUUACGGUUUGAUCCAGUGAGCCGAGAGAAUAGCGUAUUCUUUGAUGAAGCUAACAAACAGGUAUUUUCAGUACGUCAAGUUGAAGGUUACACCAGAAUCAUCGUAAAAGGACCCGACCAUCAGAAAAUUUCGCGUUUUGACAUCCCAGACAAAGGUCAUGUUGCAUCAAUCAAGUUUUCACCAGACCAGACCAUUCUCGCUGUGCAAAGAACAGCUAAGACUGUUGAUUUCAUGAAUUUCAUUCAAGGUUCAGAUGGAAAGGAAUAUCAGCAAUCAUGCAAGAGCAAGUCGGCCCAAAUCAUUGGGUUUAAUUGGACUGGAGCCAAUGAGAUUGUGUUUAAUACAAAUCAAGGAUUGGAGCUCUAUCAGGUUUUUCCAGAGAAAAAUAGUCUUAAAUUAAUCAAGAACUACAGUGUACAAGUCAACUGGUUUGUGUAUAUGGCUGACAUUACAUUAUUGCUAUUCUCAUCCACGUCAUUAGGGAAUGUGAUUCACCCUUAUUCAAUCAGGGCUGGUGCAGUUACCAGGCUGCCUAAGUUUGAAGUUGAACUCCCCCCUGUUUCCACACAAAAACCCAAACCAACCCCCCUGCUGGAGAGAGAUGUCACAAUUUCAGUGCUGUAUGGUGAGGUGUAUGUGAUCAUUUUGAGGACACAAUCAAGAUCUAACAGACCUCGUGGAGAAUCGCGAUUAACAAGUGGGGCUGAGGUUGUUCUGUAUCAUUUGUCCAGUGAUCGUCCAGCACGAAAGUCAUAUGUUCUUCAGCUCAACACCUGCGGUCGUUUUGCUGUAAAUACGGUGGAUAAUCUUAUCGUCGUUCAUCACCAAGCUUCCAAGACAAGCAUGGUGUUUGAUAUAAAAAUGAAGGGGGUAUCUGAUGGCCAAGUUACGUAUCUCGAACCAGUUCUAGCUCCCCUUUCUAUUGAGUCGUUCACUUUGUAUGAAGGUACUGCAGCAUGCAGCUCGCCCGAAGAUCGUAAAAUAACUAAUUGUGAAAUGUAUUCGGCGAAUUGGAUCGUCUUUCAACCGAAUAUAAUAAUUGACGCGAAACUUGGUUGCCUUUGGGGAGUCUACAUGAAGUUGAACCCACUUCUGAAUAUGAUAGCGGACAAGGCAAUGUUGAUCGAGUUUUUGCUUCUAAGACGAAAUUCCAAGGGGAAUAUUAUCGAUGUUUGCAAGCAAGCAUUAAUGCCUCUAUCUCAUUGUCCACUGGCGAUGAUAUCCAAGAUCUUUGAUAGACUAAACCGCGCGUAUUUUAACUGCUUGGAGAAUGAGGGAAACUCAUCGCAGACAGACCAAAGCAAACGAACUCCAACGUCAAACAAGGCCAGAAAUCGUCGUGUUGUCGAUCAGGAAGAUAUGUACAGAGAUGUGUUCUCGCCUGUUGUUGCACACGAGCACAAAUACAAGUUUAUAGUUUCCGUGUUGAUCGAGUACAUAAGAUCGUUGAAUGAACUACAAAUUGUUGUCGAGUAUUGUAUUCACGAACUCUUGAUCAAUAUUCUUGUGCAUAAUAAACGCUACUAUCAGCUUCAUCAACUGUUGCAGUAUCAUGUAAUUACUGAUUCCAAGCACCUGGCUUGUGUAAUGUUGUCGUUGGAAAAAGCUUACCCCCCGGCUUAUCAGUUGUCUCUCGACAUGCUCAAGAGGUUAAAUUCGGCGAAUGAAACAAUUGUUGAAAUACUAUUAUCCAAGGGUCAGCUAUUACCAGCACUUCGUUUCCUCAGAAGCAUAACAAGCGAGGACUCCGUUUCGCCGAGGAAAUUUCUCGAGGCGGCACUCAAUACAGGCGACUCAACGCUAUUUUAUACUGUUUUUAAAUUUUUUGAACAACGUAAUCAAAAGUUGCGAGGGCAUCCUAUGUUUGUCCCAGGCGAGCACUGUGAACAAUUUGUGGAGUUAUUUGAGACGAAAUUCGGUGAUGGAAUACAGAAACUGCCUUUGAAAACGUGAGACGGUCAUUGUUGUUUUUGCA
Messenger RNA from Dendronephthya gigantea, 2035 nucleotides. RefSeq names its product regulator of MON1-CCZ1 complex-like. The coding region runs from base 1 to 2013 and encodes 670 amino acids. The record is from RefSeq and is a predicted model, not a curated record. Gene Ontology annotation, cellular component: lysosomal membrane; late endosome membrane; Mon1-Ccz1 complex. The transcript is spliced from 27 exons. Lineage: Eukaryota; Metazoa; Cnidaria; Anthozoa; Malacalcyonacea; Nephtheidae. Gene Ontology annotation, biological process: regulation of autophagy.